CGGCAAACACCUUAUUUCUUUGGUUCCUCAAUAUACAUUUACCAUAUUACAAUGUAAGCUAUGUGUUACAGCACUACUUUUGGUGUCCCCCUCGGGAAUUGCUCUUGAGAAAAUUUCAUGUAAUUGUCCCCUCCAAAGUUGAUAUCAGAUUUUCGCCCCUGGCGGUAAUGCAACAAUUUGGAAGAACAAAAACAACACAUACACACGUCGGUGACAGACCAGACCUAGAAGAAGAAGAAUUGUUUGUGCUAUGGACAAACGCAAAAAAUAAACUACGUGUGACCCUUGCAAUGAGAAGAGCAAAGCAUGUCACGGAAGCUGUUCUAUGCUGUGUGAUUCUCGUCAUCCACAGGAUUUCUGAAAGUACAUUUUUGACUGUUUUUUGAGCCUAUGUUUUCUCAAGGUAUACGGGUGAUUGGAGGAAGCAGGACUGUGGUACAGGGAGAGGACGUGGACUUAUCCUGCAGUCUGCUAGAGACAGAUGAGGAGCUUGAACAGAUAACAUGGCAGAAAAGGACUCUGGAAGAACCAGAGAACCAUAAUUUCUUCCUUAUUUAUCCCAAUGGGGUUACUGACUUUAUUUCAUCGAAUGGAUUGGAAAAUAGAGUCCAGUUUUUUGGGAACCUGACAGAAAACAUUGGUUCUAUUCGAAUAAAAGCUGCCAGACUGUUGGAUGAAGGCAACUUCACAUGCGUCUUCAGUGUUUUCCCAAGUGGAGUAUACAGCAUAGAGAUACCUCUUACUGUGCUAGUACCUCCAGUGACGAGUGUUACAGUCGAUGUCCCUCCUGUCAUUGGAGAGAAUGAGGUUUUCUUGGCAUCCUGUUUGGCUGCUGGUGCCAAGCCACAGGCAGAAGUGAGGUGGAACACGGAUGCAUUCGGCAGUUUGGUGAGGACGGUGACCAACUCCACCCAGCACGCCAACGGCACCACCACGGUAGUCAGCCACCUGCUCGGGGUGCCAACCAGAGCAGCCAAUCAGCAGCAGGUUCAGUGUGUGGUCAAGCAGUCUGCCCUGGCAACAGAGAGAACCCUGGCCUACACAAUCAACAUCAACUAUCCACCUCAGACAGUGAACAUCACUCUUAGUGAGGCCUCCCCAGCCACAGUGUUCCUAUGUGUAGCAGACAGCAACCCAAAAGCCAUCUACACCUGGACCAGAGUGGGCCAGCCAUGGCCUCAGUCUGCAGUGAGAGCAGAGGGAGACACACUGCACCUCAUCAGCCUCAGCUCUGAGCUGAAUGGCCUCUACACCUGUGAGGCCUCCAAUCCUUACGGACGAGCAACUGGCUCUCAAUAUGUGCAUGUUGUCUCCAAUACAUCUGCUGCCUGUUGGGUUCUACUUGUCAUUAUAUUUCUGAUUGUUGUUGCUGCAGCUGCUGGACUCAUAUGGUACCGGUGGAAAAACGGAAAAUGUCUUUGGAGUUCAUUCAUGGGCGAUCACCAGUUCGAGGCACAAUCACAGGUUGAGGAAGAUGAAGCUGGGGUGUAAACCAAGAGGGCAGAUAAGGAAGAAGUAUCAUAAGGCUUCAAGGCAUCUCCAUGUUAGCAUCACCUACUGGUAUGGCUACUGCUCAGCAUCCGACCGCAAGGCGCUUCAAAUGGUAGUGCGUACGGACCAAUACAUCACUGGGCCCAAGCUUUCUCCCAUCCAGGACUGCUAUACCAGACGGUGUCCGAGGAAGGCCCUAAAUAUUGUCAGACUCCAUCCAUCCCAGUCAUAGUUUGUUCUCUCUGCUACCGCACGGCAAGCUGUAUCGACCAAGUAUAGGUAAAAAAGACUCCUUAACAGCUUCAAUCCAUAAGACUGUUGAACAGUUAAUCAAAUGGCUACCCAGACUAUUUUGUAUUGACCACCCCCCUCCUUUUUUUACGCUUCAACAAGUUACUGAGUAAAGGGUCUGAAUACUUAUGUAAAUGUGAUAUUUCCGUUUGUUUUUUAUACAUGUGCAAAAAAUUAUAAAAGCCUGUUUUUGCUUUGUCAA
This is a messenger RNA of Salmo salar (Atlantic salmon), 1984 nucleotides long. RefSeq names its product nectin-3. Lineage: Eukaryota; Metazoa; Chordata; Actinopteri; Salmoniformes; Salmonidae. The record is from RefSeq and is a predicted model, not a curated record. Gene Ontology annotation, biological process: heterophilic cell-cell adhesion; homophilic cell-cell adhesion. Gene Ontology annotation, cellular component: adherens junction.